UUCUAUCCGAGUCUCCUCCGCCGCGGGGCGCGGGGAGUGGCAGGGAAAGCUGAGAAGCCACCGGGGUCGCUGAGCCUGGGGGAUCGUGGAGGAAGGCAGCCACCUCGCAGAAGGGGAGAAGCGCCGGUGCCCAGUCAGCCGUGCCGGGGCAUCUCCGGGAGUCGCUCUCAGCGCUUCCCCUCCAGGGAGGAGCGAGCCUGGGCUACGGCCGCCGCGCCAGCCCGCGCACCUCUGUCCCUGCGCGCAUCGGUGCCCCGCUUGGGGAGCCGGUUUCCCGCACCACGACUGCCCGUCCUCCGCCUUUCUCCAAGCGCCGACCAACAAUGGAUGGCAACUCCCUGCUCUCCGUACCAAGCCAUGUGGGUAGUUGAACCAAACUCUCCUACCUGCCUCUCUGCUGCCCUGCCUGCCAGGAGACACUCGCAGGAAUCCAGCAGCGGCUUGGAGUCAACACUGAUGUGCGAGGUGUCGGAGGCGCAGCAGGGCAGUGGCAGUGGCGGCGCGGGAAGCAGCCUGGGUGGCUCCAUCACGGCCUGUAAGAAGGUUCUCCGCAGCAAUAGCUUGCUGGAGUCCACAGACUACUGGUUGCAGAAUCAGACGACGCCCUGCCAGAUUGGUUUUGUGGAAGACAAGUCUGAAAACUGUGCUUCUGUCUGCUUUGUGAACCUGGAUGUCAACAAGGAUGCAAGCAGCACAGAGCACCUGCAGCAGAAACUGGUCAAUGUUUCUCCAGAUCUUCCAAAACUUAUCAGCUCCAUGAAUGUCCAACAGCCAAAAGAAAAUGAAAUUGUCCUCCUGAGUGGAUUAGCAUCUGGGAAUCUCCAGGCAGAUUUUGAAGUUUCACAGUGCCCUUGGCUGCCAGAUAUCUGCUUGGUCCAAUGUGCGAGAGGGAACAGACCGAACAGCACCAACUGCAUCAUCUUUGAAAUCAACAAAUUCUUGAUUGGUCUGGAACUGGUGCAGGAGCGGCAGCUCCACCUGGAAACGAACAUCCUGAAACUGGAGGAUGACACGAACUGCUCCUUGUCCUCAAUCGAGGAAGACUUUCUCACGGCCUCUGAGCACUUGGAGGAGGAAAGUGAGGUGGAAGAAUACAGGAACGGUUAUGAAAGUAUAAAUGUGUCAGCUAAUGCUUUAGAAAAUAAAAAGCCAAAAGGAGUCACCCCAGAGGAAUGGGAUUACAAGAAAGAAAAGUUGCUUUACGCUUUGGAAGACAAAUGCGUUAGCAAAUAUGCACCUUUGAUUAAAACAGAAGGGUGUCUGGAAAAGGUAGCAGAGAACACAAGCUUGCAGCGUAUAGAACCUUCCACCAAGCCAUCCCCGUGGAAAGGUGAAGCUGUGGGGAAUGAGCAACCAGCUACUGAUUAUUAUUCUGCAGAACAUCUCAAAAAUCAAGUAGAAAAACCCCAGGCACUGUGUAAUCCAAGUGAUGCUUAUUUCUCUAUGAUGGUUAAGAAAGACGGACCUUCUGCAUAUGGUACUGUCACUGAACAGGGCAACAGCCUAGACCCAGGAGAUUACGAAGACCCAAGAAACUCACUUCCUCCUAUCCAAGAUGGAGAAGCCACAACUGGCGAGUAUGCUACUAAUUUAGCAGAAUCUGUGCUGCAAGAUGCAUUUAUCAGAUUAUCUCAGUCUCAGCCUACACCAGCCCAGGAAUCUGCAGUCGGCGCUUCUGUCGGAAGUGCUCUGCUUCCCAGUAGCUGCUCCACAGAAGAUGUAGCGGUCCCUCGGUCAUGGGAUGAGCUCCCCAAAAUCGUCAUCGUACAGAGUCCAGAAGGCAGUGAUGCCACCCCCGAGCCAGGCAUCUCCUCCUGGCCUGAGAUGGAGGUUUCUAUUGAAACCUCAGGUGUCCUCCCUGGAGAGGACCCCAGCAGGCACCCUCAGAGUGCUCUAGAAGUAGCACUUGCCUGUGCAGCCACGGUGAUUGGAACCAUCUCCAGUCCACAGGCCACGGAGAGGUUCACAAUGGAACAGGAAUCCGUCGUAGCAAACUGUGCCCUGGGAGGCAAUGGGGCACUGCAAGGACAGGAAUCUCAAGGACUCAAGGAACCUUCCAUCAGUGAAUACUCCUUUCCAUCUGCUUUGUGUGGCAUGACUCAGGUGGCAAGUGCGGUGGCUGUCUGUGGCUUGGGGGAAAGGGAAGAGGUGCCUUGUCCUGUGAUCCCGAGCAGCCUCUUGCCUGCAGUUGAAGGUCCUGAAGCAAUCCCUCCACUUUGUAGUUCAGCAACAGAGAGGAACGUGGAGGUGGGGAAGGAAGCCAUUGCAGAGGCUUUGCUCACAGAGGCCGCUCUGGUUCUCACUAGGCCUCAGAUCUACAGCAGCAUUGGAGACCUCAUGGAAUCCGUGAACAGGAGCAUCAUGGAAUCUGCUUCCAAGUCUCAGAUGCUGUGCUCAGAAAACUUCCUGAGGAAUGAACUGGCACAGACCCUGUCCAAUGUUAUUCUGAAGCAUUCCUUUGAUGAAGUUCACCAGAAAAAUAAAAUAAUCCACCCCAAUGAUGGCAGGCUUUCAUCUGAAACACUGGAUGCCUUAAUGGAAAGUACAAAUCAACUGCUCCACAAUGUGUUAUGCUGCACGUUCAAGAAGAUGAACCAGAUAGUGCAGCUCGGUCAGUGUCCUGCUGUCCUUUCUAAGGAGACCAUCAUGUGGAGGGAAACGGAACCCCUAAGCUAUCAGCCAUCUGAUCAGGUUGCUGGUCAAGCAUGCACAAAAGACACAGAAUGUACCAGUGACCAUCCACUUAGCAAUGUCACCAAUGAUAUCCUGAACCUGAAGCAAGACCAGUGCCCUGUUGGGACCCCCACACUGGAAUCUGAACUGUCAUGUAGUCACAAAGUGCUGGAUUCUUCAACAGCUCAAACAUCCUCGAAGGAAAUGUAUAUAGAAGGAACAGUGGGAGAAGACACAAAGGACCGUCAUCAGAUACCCAGGUACAACGAGAAGGAACGCAGAGCCUCUUUCCAAGCCGAAAAGGCACUGACAGUGAACAAGUACAGAAGCAGCUCCCAGGAUGCAGAGGACAGUAUCAGUCCAAACACCCACGAGAGGUACAGUUGUGUCACACCCCUAAAUAAUGAAGUUCAAGUUCACCUGUCCUUGUUAGGGGAUGAGUUGGCACUUCCUGCUCAAUCCAUGCUACAAGCAAAGCAGGCAGAGGUCUACUGCAUUACGGACUUUGCCGAAGACUUAGCAGAGACAGUUGUCUCCAUGGCAACUGAAAUCGCAGCAAUCUGCCUUGACAACUCCAAUGGAAAACAGCCCUGGUUUUGUGCUUGGAAAAGAGGGAACGAGUUUCUGAUGACCCCAAACGUAUCCUGCCGACCCUUGAAGAGGAAGAAGGAAAGCCAGGGCAGCAGUAGCAGUGUGAGGAAGCACAAGCCACCCCGGCUCAGUGAGAUCAAGCGGAAAACGGAUGAGCACCCUGAGCUUAAAGAGAAGCUGAUGAACAGGGUGGUGGACGAGUCUGUGAACCUCGAGGACAUCCCUGAUUCGGUUAACAUUUUUGCCAACGAAGUGGCAGCCAAGAUCAUGAGCCUGACGGAGUUCUCCAUGGUGGAUGGCGUGUGGCAAGCCCAGAGCUAUUCCCGGAAUCGGUUACUGGGUGGCGACAGGUGGAACCGGCUGAAGGCCUCCAGUUGUGAAAGCAUCCCGGAGGAGGACUCUGAGGCCAGGGCCUAUGUCAGCAGCCUGGGAUUAUCCAGUACCUUAAGCCAGCCAGUCAGCAGGGCCAGCUCGGUCUCCAAACAGUCGAGCUGCGAGAGCAUCACCGAUGAGUUUUCCAGGUUCAUGGUCAACCAGAUGGAAAACGAAGGGCGAGGAUUUGAGUUGCUACUGGAUUACUAUGCUGGCAAGAAUGCCAGCAGCAUCCUGAGCUCAGCCAUGCAGCAGGCGUGCCGGAAGAACGACCACCUCAGCGUGAGGUCGAGCUGCCCCUCCAAGCAGUCCAGCACGGAGAGCAUCACUGAGGAGUUCUACAGGUACAUGCUGCGGGACAUUGAGAGAGACAGCAAGGACAGCGCCUCCUCCAGGAGAAGCAGCCAGGAUUGGGCCUCGGGCUUACUGUCCCCUUCUGCACGAUCCCCGCUGUGUUACAGACAGUCGUCCGUGCCAGACAGCAGGUCCCCGUGCGCCAGGUUAACGGUGAACGUGCCGGUGAAAGCCAACUCCUUAGAUGGCUUUGCCCAAAACUGCCCACAAGAUUUCCUAAGCGUACAGCCUGUCGGUGGAGCUUCCUCCUCUGGGCUCUGCAAAUCUGACUCUUGCUUGUAUCGAAGAGGUGGGACCGACCAGAUCACAAACAUGUUGAUUCACGAAACGUGGGCAAACUCAAUUGAAGCCCUCAUGCGGAAGAACAAAAUUUUCGUGGAUGAUGCAGAGGCAGCCGAAGCUGGUCCUACUUCCGGGGGCUCUUCCUUGCGAGGGGAAAAGUGUGCAGACAGAGCAGCUGCCAGCAGAGUGCACAGCGGGCCGACUCUGCUUGUGCAGGAGUCUGUUGAUUGCUGGAGGAAGGACUCUGACUCCGAAGGCAGACAUCCCCCAGGAUCUUCUCCAAGCAAAGCCGCUCCUCCUACAAACCACGAUGGCUUAGAUGCUACAAAGGAAACUUCCUCGUGCUGCGACUCUGGCCCUCUAAAUCACACCAGGAGGUCACUUUGCUCAAGGGAUGUGCCUUUGAUUCAGAUUGAAACAGAGCAGAGAGAAGAGUAUGUGGGAGAACCCGACAGCUUCCUAUCCGAAAGUGGCCCCCCACAGGAAGCAGAGGAGCAUCUGAGUCAAGAAAAAGCUGCAGAUGUGGCCAGAGGUGGACACACAGCCAUGAGCACCUGCCAAAACCAGGGUGACGGCCCCGAUGCCAGAGAUGUACCCGGGGCCGAAGCCUCGACGGAAACCAGAGGCCCCGAUGAGUUCCACAACCCUCCCAGCAGCAGCGAGGAGAGUACAGGUAGCUGGUCCCAGCUGGCCAACGAGGAGGACAACCCUGAAGACACGAGCAGCUUUCUGCAGCUCAGCGAGCGGUCCAUGAGCAAUGGCAACAGUAGUGCCACUAGCAGUCUUGGCAUUAUGGAGCUGGACAUUUAUCAGGAAAGCAUACCAUCUUCUCCCAUGAUUAAUGAAUUAGUAGAAGAAAAGGAGAUUCUUAAAGAACAGUCAGAGAGCAUAAAGGCACAGGCAUUGGGAAUGGCAGUGAGAGCCACCGGCCACCAGAGGAGCCUGUUGGUGAUCAACUUCGACCUGGAGCCAGAGUGUCCGGACGCUGAGCUUCGAGCCACACUGCAAUGGAUAGCUGCCUCGGAACUGGGGAUUCCCACAAUCUAUUUUAAGAAAUCUCAGGAAACUCGAAUUGAAAAGUUUCUAGAUGUAGUGCGGCUGGUCCAUCAGAAGUCCUGGAAGGUGGGAGAUAUCUUUCACGCAGUUGUCCAGUACUGCAAGAUGCUUGAGGAGCAAAAAGAGGGGACCCCAAGUCUCUUUGACUGGCUCCUGGAACUAGGAUAAGCAACUUUGCCCUGCGGAGAAUUUCCUUCCUUUAUCCCAACAGAGAUCUCAGUGGUUUCCUCUAAACACUCUGGAUUUUCUCACAACAUCACAUCUCAUUAGCAGAACUCUAAGGAAUGUACUGCUCAAGUCCACUGCACGUGGAAUAAAUUUGAGGGAAAGCGAAGUAAAGAUCUACAGAAAUCAAUACAACCUGUUGGUAUUAUCAGAAGAGCUUGUGUUAGAGGAGCUGGAAGAAACACUCCCGUAGGGCCCAAGUCAGAAAACUCAUGAUCGGGCCCAAGCUCCAGGACAACUGGACUCACACAUGUUCAGUAAUGCAAAAUGAGAUGUCAUGGCUCCCAUUGUAGGAUUCAACUGGAAACAAACUCCCUGGUUAUAAUUAUUUUAUGAACUAUGCUGUAACCUUCACUUUACUUUUCAGAGCAGAUCGAAGGGUCGACAGCCCAAGGAGACACUUAGAAUAUGCAGAAGAAAUGCCCAGACCUUUAUAAAAACAAUUCCCACUUUCAGACCCUUAUCAGUGGAUGUUAACAGGAAUGAAACAGUGUCCUCCCACGGGGGUGAUUUCAUGUACUCACUGCAAUCCACUAAUAAAUAUCCCACUUUCUGCCAACAGUCUCUGGGCUCCUAGCUAAUCAGAAAACUAGUGGCAUUCAACUGGACAGAGGAAGAUUGAAUAUUGCCUUGGUUUCAUCACUGAUUCACUUGGGUAAAACUAGUACAGAAUUAUUACUCUAAGGGAAAGUUUUCUUACUCGAAAGAAAAGGAAAUAGUUCUUUGAGAUAAAAUCUGCUUGUGUUUUGAAUUAUUUGAAAUAUAAACUUUCAAUUUAUUUUUAUUGUAAAUUAUGGAGAGAUCAUUAUCUUAAAUAAUAUAUUGAAUAGUUUAGAGGUCCAAAAACCUUGAAGAGAUUGUCUGAAGUCAUAUAUUGGCACUGAGCUUAGGGUUUAUAUUCUGAAUGUGGAGGGACUUGGAUGGCUGACCUGCUGUUCCAUGACUCUAUAGGGAUGGAGUCGGGUGAUAGACUUGCAUUUGACCUGACCUGGCAGGUAGGAUUUCAGACUUCUGACUCAAUGAUAAUGGCACUCAGUUUGGAAAAAAGGUUUUGUCACAUUUUAAAUAUUUUAAUAACAGAGGUUAACUCUUUUGAAAAUUAAAGGUAUCUAACACCUCCCUAAUAUGUCUUUCCCGCCAACUAAAAAAGCUAUACUAACUUUUACUUUCUUGAUCAAAGAGUUGUUUAUUAUGGAUCUUCUGAAAUACUCUGCUUUUACUGUGUUUUUAAAGAUUGAGAAGUCAUUUUAAAUCUGAACAAGGCCACAUGCCAUCAGGCUGGCCUUCCUGUUCUAGCGCUCACAUCUUAAAAUGCCAAGAAAGCUUCCUAUAAGCCACAUCUUCCCUCAUCCCUGACCCACCAAUGCCAGGAGUCUUGGCAAGUGCUCCCUGGGCAUUUAGGACACAAAUGGUCCAAAUUUAAGUUGUAUGUUUAGUUGGAUACAUUAAUCAAAUUUUAAAAUCCAUCCAUUAUCUCAAGCUGAAGUGUGCUUCUUUGUGCUACUAAAUGGAAAACAAUAGAUUUAUUUUUUAAACAACCCCAGAAUAUUGUAUGUAGAUGUUUUUUGUGCUUGAAUAAAUGUUUACUUAUCCUACAAAGCACAAAUACUGGAUUGUAACCAUGUGAUGAAGUUAUAUAUGUUGUACUGACGUUGCAAACUAAUCAAUAAAUUUGUUUGCCAAACUUCCAAUCCUAUUUUUUUCUCCAAGAGCUCUAAGCAUCUCCUAGAAAAAGUAUUGAUGUGAUUAGAUAAAAGUAUUUGUACCCCUUAGGUAAGUUUUGCUGUCCUGUCUUCAAUUUUU
Molecule: messenger RNA, 7356 nt
Organism: Sciurus carolinensis (gray squirrel)
Lineage: Eukaryota; Metazoa; Chordata; Mammalia; Rodentia; Sciuridae
Gene: Sphkap
Product: SPHK1 interactor, AKAP domain containing
Exons: 13
Coding region: 328-5496 (1722 amino acids)
Cellular component (GO): cytoplasm
Molecular function (GO): protein kinase A binding
Source: RefSeq, a predicted model, not a curated record